Anguilla rostrata (American eel) is the source of this 2793-nucleotide messenger RNA. RefSeq names its product dynein regulatory complex subunit 2-like. Gene Ontology annotation, cellular component: axoneme; axonemal dynein complex. Bases 655 to 2136 code for a protein of 493 amino acids. The record is from RefSeq and is a predicted model, not a curated record. Lineage: Eukaryota; Metazoa; Chordata; Actinopteri; Anguilliformes; Anguillidae. The transcript is spliced from 9 exons. Gene Ontology annotation, biological process: axonemal dynein complex assembly; cilium-dependent cell motility; regulation of cilium movement.
GUUGCCACGAGCAACUAGACGCAAACUCUACGGUACGGGAGUUUUUUACUUCACUGGGAUCAGGGUCCCGGGGGGUGCUGGCGCCUAUCCCGUUGUGCAUUGGGACAGGCCGCCAAUCUAUCGCAGGGCACACACAUCGUUCACUCACACACAUACCUAUGGGCAAUUUAGAAUUAGCAUGAAUUAGCCUACCUGCGUAUCUUUGGACUGUGGGGGGAAACCAGAGUACCUGGAGAAAAGACACGGACAAGGGGAGAACUCCGCACAGAAAGGCCCAGGCUAGAUUUGAACCCAGGACCUUCUUGCUGGGAAGUGCCAGUGCUACCCACUGCACCACCUUACAAUAACAAAUAAUGUUAAAUUAAAACCACACAAUUAUUUCUUUACCUGCAACCAAUGCACUAUAUUCACUUUCAGAGAAUUGCACAGGUGUAGGGUAAAGUCAGAAAUACCAUCACACUAUUAUAUGGCUUCCAAAAGCAUGAGGUGAGUCUUUCUGCUGACAAGGUUUUUUUAAGUCUUUGCCUCUGAUGUCAAUAGGGAGAGAGGUGAACAAAGUGAUAUUCAGAGAAGGAGGGGUUUGGAGAGCGGGAGAGGCCUCAGGUGCAGAGAUACCCAGACACGUGGCGGUGAGGACAGGGAGACGAGACGGCCAUGCCGAAGAAGGGCGGGAAGAAAGGCGGUGGGGGGAAGCAAGCGGGGAUGACUGAGGAGGAGAGGCUGCUCUAUGCUCAGCAGAGAGCCAUGGCGGAGGAGGAGAUGGCCAAACGAAAGGAAGACAUGCUCACUCAGUUCCUCAAGGAUAAGCUCAGAAAGGAGGAGCGCAACAGUGUGCUGAACCGGCACAAGCUGACGGAGAGGUGGCGGGCGGUGUUCAGGCAGACUCGGGCGCAGGAGCUGCGCCGGGACAUCGAGGUCCUUAGCCAGACAUUCGAGAGGGUGCUGGACCGCAAGGAGAGCGUCAUCAAGUGCCUGCUGGGUGACCUCACAGAGUCAAAGCAGCAGUCUGACCUGGCGCUGCGCUCCUACCUGCACAAUGUGGACCUGCUCCUGGACCUGGAGGGCAGCAGGCUGGCUUUCCACAACCAGGAUUUCGGCACCAAGCUGGAUGAACUCAAAGCUGAGUUCAACACUGAAAGGGAGCAGAUCCUGACUCAGCACGAGCAGGACUGCGUUUACCUGCAGGACGUGCGCUUUGGCUUGGAACAGCACUACGCCGCGUUGGGCCGCGAGGCCCGGCAGGAGUUCCAGAACACCCGCGAUGACAUCAAAAACAGGAGCAUGGAGGAGAAGAACGCCCUGCGGGUGCAGCUGGAGGGGGAGGUGGAGGAGAUGUGGCGGCAGCUGCAGGAGGCCACGCGGAGCUACCGCGAGGCCACCGAGGAGCACCGCGCGGCCUGCGAGGCGCUGCGGGCCCGCGACCAGCUCAGCUCCCGGGAGAUCCAGGCCCAGAUGAAGAGGCUGCAGAAGAUGCAGGAGUCGUGCGUGGCGCUGCGGGCCAGGAUGAGCGCCACCCAGCGGGAGGGCGAGGCGGCGGCCCGGGACCUGCGCGCCGUCAGGGAGAAGGUGACCGACAGGCGGCGGGAGCUGAAGACGCAGAUGGGCAGCGUGCACGCCCAGCACAGGAGCGCCCUCUCCAGGCUCACCCUGCACAGCAGCAACGCCGCCAAGAAGCUCCAGGGAGUCAUCGCCAAGGGUGAGAAGUUGAUCAGGCAGGCGGGGGUGUGCCGUAAGCUGGAGACGGAGCGGGAGAGGGUGCAGCCGUUUUACCGCUGCUCCCUGAGCGCCGAGGAGCAGCGGCUGGUCAGGGAGAACCAGCUGGAGCCCGCCGUCACCGAGCUGGCCCAGGCCAUGCAGGACUACGCGGGCCUGGAGGGGAUGUGGCAGCGCUGGGGCCGGGUGGAGCUGGACCGGCUGUGCCUGCAGCGGGAGAAGGCGGCGCUGGCCCAGGAGAACCUGCGGCUGCGCGCCCUCCUGCGCCAGUACCUGAACGGGCUGGUCGUCAGCGACGACGCCCUGCGCCAGGACGGCACCCUGCUCACCGUGUCCCGCAGCGUCCAGAGCCGCCGCCCGCACCCCGCGCCGCAGCGCCAGCCCGCCCGCGUGCUGCAGCACACGCUGCAGCACACGCUCUAGGCCCCGCAACGCCGCGGCCGCGCGCGAGGCACAACCGCAGCGUUCCACACGGAGCUGGUCACGUGACCGAAGCAGCAACCCAAACGAUCAGCCGCCUCAGCUGCCAAUCCCUGCUGUGGGCGGCAUCGGCUGACCCGAGUGUGGGAGAACGCAGGAGUCCCAUUCGGAAAUGUCUCUGCAUUUUGUUUCAUGAUUUAAUUAUGUUCCGUGCAUCGUGUUGAGCUUUGUUAUUAUUGUCAUUAGUAAAGGCACAAAAUGGGGAGACAGUGUGGCGCAGUCUUUAGGGCAGCCGGCUCUCUGGGGAGACUGGAGGUUCGAUUUCCCACCAUUUUCCAUACUGGGAGGGGAUCCUAUUUCUAUCUGUGUUCUUCUCUGCUAUGCCUCAUCUAAAUAAAGUCAUAUUUAGGGCAGGCAGACUGUGUUCUUUUAAAUAAAAAUAAAAAAAUGGUUUAAACAGGCACUUAUUACUAGUGUAAAUACUCCAUCCACAGUUGUUGAACCCCCUCAUUUGUCAGAAUUCCCAAGAGCAUUUUAAUAUAAGGCAGGACAUAUUACAUCUAGCCACACAGCCCUGACCACCCACACAUCCUUGGUGUCCCACUUGUCCAAAUUCUGACCCAUAAACAAAUCUUCACAAAAUGUAGAACAAAAUUGAAA